Messenger RNA from Harmonia axyridis, 1792 nucleotides. RefSeq names its product zinc finger autosomal protein-like. The record is from RefSeq and is a predicted model, not a curated record. Bases 147 to 1229 code for a protein of 360 amino acids. The transcript is spliced from 2 exons. Gene Ontology annotation, cellular component: nucleus. Lineage: Eukaryota; Metazoa; Arthropoda; Insecta; Coleoptera; Coccinellidae. Gene Ontology annotation, biological process: regulation of transcription by RNA polymerase II. Gene Ontology annotation, molecular function: RNA polymerase II transcription regulatory region sequence-specific DNA binding; DNA-binding transcription factor activity, RNA polymerase II-specific.
UUCUCAGUAAUGAACUGAAAUCAAAUAAAAUAUUAAAUCAUAAUUUGCCAAAUCAGUGAUCUCAUAAAGAAGUUUCUAUUAUUGAAUCAUUGCCAUGAAUGGAAAACUCAGGGUCUAUUAGUUAAUUUUUUAAGUUUACCGAGAACAUGGAAAUUAUUGGACAUCCUAUAGAAAAGAAAACCCAAAAAUCUCCCAAUGGAUCUGUUCGUGUUCCUAAAGAUCAAGAAGAGGAUUCAGAAAUCUGUGACAUCAAAACUGAAAAUGUAGAUAUUUUUGAAGAGUUUAUCGAUGGAAAUCUAGUUCUUGAUAGGAGGAAAUUCAUGGAAAAACAUAGGAGUAAUGUUAUUAGAAGCACUGAUUCUUUGGAACAAAAUUCUUUUCCUCCUAUUAAAAUUGAGGAAACUCUGGAGGAAAUAAAUUGUAAAUACAUUUCGGAACAGUUUAUUGACAAACAAUUCAAGUGUCAUAUUUGUGAGUUCACUUCUACAAAAAAAUAUCAUCUGAAAAGACAUUUGGAUUCUGCUCAUAUCAAUUCAAAAAAGCAUAAGUGUGACUUGUGUGAGUAUGCUUCAAAUCAAAAGUACAAUCUCAAAAACCAUGUAGAUUCUGUUCAUUCAAAGUUGACGCUACAUAAAUGUCAUAUUUGUGGUUUUGCUUCGAAUUAUUCACUAACUAUAAAACGCCAUCUAAGUUCAGUUCAUUUAAAUUUGAAGGAACAUAAGUGUCAGUUAUGUGAGUAUGCUACAAAUCAGAAAUAUCGUCUCAAAACGCAUUUCGAUUCUGUUCAUUUGAAAUUAAAGCAAAAUAAGUGUAAUUUAUGCGAUUAUGCUGCAAAUCAGUAUUCCGAUCUUAACAAACACAUACAGAUGUGCCAUUCAAAUUUGAAGCAAUACAAGUGUCAUUCAUGUGAUUAUGCUACAAAUUGGAACUAUUAUCUUAAGACACAUAUGAAGACACAUUUUAAUUCCAAGCAGAACAAUUGCCACUUGUGCGAGUAUUCUUCAAAUCGGAAGUAUGAUCUCAGAAGACAUGUAGAUUCUGUUCAUUCCAAAGUGAAGCUACAUAAUUGUCACUUAUGUGAGUAUAGUACAAAUCAUAAAUCUUGCCUUAAAAGACACAUAGACUUUGUUCAUUUGAAUUUGAAACCAUACGAGUGUCAUUUAUGUAAUUUUGCUUCAAGGCUGAAAAGUUCUCUGAAAAGACAUGUAGAGUCUGCUCAUCCUAACUGAAAAAUAUUUGACUUAGCCAUUUGCUAACCCUUUCAGAUUUUGUGUUUAAAAUUAUGUAUACAUUUUUAAAAAUAUAUUGAACGUUAAGAAAUAUUCAAUUAUGUAUUUGUAUAUCCACAUAAAAGGUACUAAUAACGGUUACUAAUAACAAAAUAUUCAUAUGAUGAACAAUAAUCUGAACAUUAAAAUGACAAGAGGAGUGGUUACCGAAUAUAACCAGAAUAAAAGUAUGGUUGUUCUUGUAGCAGAUAAAGCACCGAAGUUUGAGGAAAUGGUCACCACUUUUUAAGAAAUGUGAUAUAUACGGACUGUCAACUUACUAAUCACAGUAACGAAAGAGAUAUACGAACCAUAACCUUAAUUGUUAUAUUUAAUAUAUAUUAUAAUAUUGUUAUUAUAUAUAUGUAUAUAUAUAUGUUGUUUAAUAGCGAUGUGAUCUAUUAAAUUGUAUUAAUAAAAUAUGAAAAUUUGAUAUAUUGUUUAAUUCCAAUAUGCAGCAGAUUCUCAUAGUAUGAAAAUUUUCAAAAAUCCUAUCUAAUAGCCUGACAUUACCAAUCAUCGGU